Messenger RNA from Anas platyrhynchos (mallard), 1568 nucleotides. The record is from RefSeq and is a predicted model, not a curated record. Lineage: Eukaryota; Metazoa; Chordata; Aves; Anseriformes; Anatidae.
GGGGCGAGCGGGGGCUGGGGACGGCGGGGAGGGGAGCGGGCAGGGGGCUGCGGGGCGGCGGGGAGGGGGCAGGGCAGGCAGCCCCACGGGGGUGGCGGGGCCAGGGAUGUGCUAAAGCCCUGUGCUCUCUGCAGCCGUGAGCUAGCGGUGCCGGGCGAAGCGCUGCUCGUGCCUCCGCCUGCUCCUGCGCCCGCCCGAGCUGCUCCCAGGUAUCCGUGGCUCGACGCAGGUCAGUGGCCAGCCGCCGGCCCCCGAGGACGGAUGCCCGCAGAUGGGAGCCGCCGACGGAUGAGCAGGGGACCGGCCGCGGCCGCGUGGGUUGGUGGUGCAGGAGCCCGCCCAGCGGGGUCGGGGCUGGUGGUGCUGUGGUGCCCGGUGCUUUUGGGCAAGUCCCGUCCUCGGCGGGUGUGCAGCAAAACGCUGUCUGGUUCCUCCUCCCGCGUGGUGCUGGGUGCAGCCACCCUCGUCUUGUGGGACCCCUGCGAGUCGGUGGCCUGCGAGGGCUGGGACUGAGGGAGUCCCGGCCGGCCCACGAGACUUGACAGACUGUCGCGCUCCUCUUCUUCUCUCUGUUGAACUCUUUUUCGGGUGGGAUUUGCUGAGGACCAGCCCGCCUUCCGGACAGGAGAUGGAGGCUGCCUUUGGAUCUCGCCCUCCUCUGCGCGGGGACUUCCUCCUUUGCUUUGGCGGGGGACUCGGGGUCGUGGUGGAGCCCCGGGGUCUCUCGCCACCUCCUCCCCUCACAUGUGGCAGUUCUUGUUUUGCAGGUGCAGCCGGGUGUGUAGCAACAUUGCUCCACGAUGCGGCGAUGAACCCUGCAGAAGUGGUGAAGCAGCGGAUGCAGAUGUACAACUCGCCCUACCAGCGCGUGACGGACUGUGUGCGGGCUGUGUGGCGCAACGAAGGGGCUGGAGCUUUCUACCGCAGCUACACCACCCAGCUCACCAUGAACAUCCCCUUCCAAGCCAUUCACUUCAUGACCUACGAGUUCUUGCAGGAGCAGCUCAACCCCCACAGACAGUACAACCCAGGCUCCCACGUGGUCUCCGGGGCCUGCGCGGGGGCCGUCGCUGCUGCUGCCACCACGCCUUUGGACGUUUGCAAAACGCUGCUCAACACCCAGGAAUCCCUGGCCUUGAGCUCCAACAUCAGCGGACACAUCACAGGCAUGGCCAAUGCCUUCAGGACGGUGUACCAGGUGGGCGGUGUGACCGCCUACUUCAGAGGGGUCCAGGCCAGAGUCAUUUAUCAGAUGCCCUCGACGGCGAUCGCCUGGUCCGUGUACGAGUUCUUCAAGUACAUCCUCACCAAGCGCCAGGAAGAGCGUCGGGCUGGGAAGUGAGCCAGAGCUGAACCCGACUCCAGACCUGCUUCAUCUCCCCUCCUGGUUUGUCUCCUGACCCUCUCCCUUUCGGUUUGGUUUGUGUUGAAGAGAGGGGGCGGCAAAGCCCUUCGGGGCUCAGCAACGCCAUUUCUUGCCCGGGGCUGCUGCAGCUCUGCUCCAGCUGCACGGCUGGCUCUCUCCCGGGCCCUCAGAGAUGUCCUGCUGGGAGCUGCAGCCCAGGUCA